GUGGUAAAAUAGCAAAAAAAAAACUGGGCUUUUACAGAAAAAUCUGUGAAUAUGGUAACUCUGCUGCUGACACCUCUUAAUUCGGUAAACAGCUGUGUGGAAGAAGAAGAUAAACAGUAAAUAACCGAAACAACCUAAAAACGCACGAUUUUGAUAGCUACAACUACGUCAACUACAUUACCAGAAGAAUAAUGAGAUCAAACAUGGCACGGAAUGUCAUACCAAAGGAGGAAGUACAGUCAAGUGAAAGAGCCACACUAACGGACGACUUUCCAAAGCAACAUCAAUGUCCGAUUUGUGGAAAACAAUUCAAUAGGAAGGGUAAUCUCAACGCGCACGUCAAAUUUCAUGAAGGCAAACGGCCAUUCAGGUGUGAUAUCUGUGGGAAAAGUUUUACUUUGAAAAGUGCCCUAAAGAGACAUAUGACCAUUCACACAGGGAACAAACCGUUCACGUGUGAUAUAUGUGGCAAAGGAUUUCAUGAGAGUCUAGCGUUGAAGUUCCACAACAAUAUUCACACCGGUGAGCGGCCGUUUAAAUGCAAUGUUUGCGAAAAAGAUUUUCACGCUCAACCGAAUCUCGUUCAGCACAUGCAGCUUCACGCAACCGUGCGUUCUUACAAAUGUACAGUAUGUGAAAAAAUAUUUGCUACCAGGAAUGCACUAAAUAUGCACAUGGCUACUAAUCACCCGGAUAAUUUUAAGUAUAGGUGUGAAGUGUGUGGAAAAGGAUUUCACAACAAUGAAAGAUUGCAGUACCACCUCAAUAUGCAUACCGGUGAGCGAUUGUACAGAUGCACUGAAUGCGGAAAAGAGUUUUACUCCAAACCGAGUCUUAAACACCAUAUGUACAUUCAUACAGGCGAACGUCCGUACAAAUGCACUGUAUGUGGGAAAAGUUACACCUCUAACGGUCCACUCAUCACACACAUGGCUGCCCACACUGGUGAUUAUAAGCAUUCGUGUGAUGUGUGCGGCAAAGGAUUCGUUUACAAAACACUAUUGCAAGACCACAAAAACAUUCAUACAGGAGAGCGGCCGUAUCGAUGCAGUAUAUGUGGAAAAGACUUUGCCGAUAAACGUGUUCUAACUCAACACGUAUCGCUUCACACGAACACUCGCCAUAUGUGUGAGGUGUGUGGCAAAGAAUACCGAACGAAAUUUAACUUGAAAUUGCACAAACGCCUUCACACAACAGAGCAAGUAACAAAUUCAAGUACAACAAAAAACGCAUCAACGCAACUCGAUGACGGCGAGAAAGCAAACGUCACAUUCGAUUUACAGCAAAUACCGAACAGUUCCGGUAGCCACAAUGAAGUUAAUCGAAGUGAAAUGAAAUCCGACCAAGUACGCGAUGUCAUGCCAAAGAAGGAGGAACCGUCAACUAGCGUUGUGGCAUCUCGCAGUCCAAAUAACGAUGAACUAAAGUGUCAGAUUUGUGAUAAAUACUUCUAUAACAAGGAUUCUCUUCAUAAUCACGUUUUGCUUCAUGAAAACAAACGACCAUUUAGUUGUGAUAUUUGCCGAAAAAGUUAUUGUUCUAAGAAAAAUUUAGCCAGGCAUAUGAUCAUCCAUACCACGACCAACGUUAAACCGUUCACGUGUGACGUAUGUGGGAAAGGGUUUCGGGACAAACAAGUGUUGAAAUUUCACAGCAACAUUCAUACCGGUGAACGGCCGUACAAAUGCACUGUAUGCGAAAAAGAUUUUCACUCUCGAACGAUUCUAAUCCAACACAUGCACCUUCAUGAAGGCAGGUACAAGUGCACGGAAUGUGGCAAAACUUUUACCUGCAACGCUCAAUUAAACCUACACGAACCUUCGCACACCGGGUCUUAUAAGUAUAACUGUGAUGUAUGCGGUAAAGGAUUCCAGCUUCGAUCGCUUUUGAAAGACCACAAAAACAUACAUACAGGCGAGCGACCCUAUAAAUGCAGUGUAUGCGGUAAAAAUUUCGCCACUAAAUGUGCACAUAUUUGCUUACAAGAACAGUCGGCAUAAGUGCAAAAACUAUUUAGCAAACGUUACUGUAAAAUGUAUUACUCUAUCUCUUACACAAUAAAAUGAUAAAUUUUCCUAUUCAGUUUGCUUCCA
Malaya genurostris is the source of this 2093-nucleotide messenger RNA. Its product is annotated as gastrula zinc finger protein XlCGF57.1-like. Gene Ontology annotation, molecular function: DNA-binding transcription factor activity, RNA polymerase II-specific; RNA polymerase II cis-regulatory region sequence-specific DNA binding. Gene Ontology annotation, biological process: regulation of transcription by RNA polymerase II. NCBI's taxonomy places the organism in Eukaryota, Metazoa, Arthropoda, Insecta, Diptera, Culicidae. The record is from RefSeq and is a predicted model, not a curated record. The transcript is spliced from 3 exons. Bases 192 to 2000 code for a protein of 602 amino acids.